AUGGGUACUAUUGGAAUCCCAUAUACUGUCUACUACGGGCUUGGCCUCGUUAUAUGUGCCAUCUGUCUAGUUCUUGUAGAGUCCUUGAGACCUGUUGACUCGAAACUCCUACUCCGCACAAAACGAUGGAGAAUGCCUCCGGGGCCGCCAGGCCAACCAAUAGUAGGAAAUCUAUUGCAAAUGUUUCAAGCUCGACGCAAUCCUCGUGCUUUCAAUGAAUGGCUUGCUUCCUUGAGACCUUAUGGCGAGAUGGCGACGCUUCACAUGGGCUCUCAGACGUGGGUUGUUCUCAACUCGGAACGCGUGGUCUCCGAGCUCAUAGCUAAGCGCGGAAAGAUCACAAAUGAGAGGCCCCAUAUGCCUGUUGCUAGCGACCUCGUUAGCAAUGGGAAACGUACCGUGAUCAGACAAGAAGCAGAGUGGAAGGAGGGGCGCCGAGUGAUGCACCAAUUGCUCAGCGGUUCAAACCUCAAGGUAUACGCGAGCAUGCAAGAGCUCGAAAGCAUUAACCUCCUUCGCCUCUAUCUUAGACAGCCAGACCUAUGGUUUGCUCAUAACUUUCGCUAUUCCACAUCAGUGCUGUAUAGGAUCGUCAUGGGCUAUCCUCUGAACAAACCGAAGGCUCAGCUCGAUGACUACCAGAGGGUAACGAUAGAGUUCGUGAGGAGUAUCAACCAGAGCUUUGUGGACUUCUUCCCAUCCUUUAGCAAACUUCCUCGUUUCCUUCAGCCAUGGCGAAAAUACUGGGCUGAUAUGGGCGCAUUUCACCGCCACGUCUUCCAAGAAUGGUGGGAGCCCAUUCGAACUGCCGUGGGCAAUGGUUCUGCACCAGCGUCUUUUGUCCGCGACGUCCUCCUCCAUCCAGAUAUCAAAUUUGCCGGCAGUGAUGAAGAGGCCAUGUACCUGGCCACAUCUGUCAUGGCAGCAGGUGGAGAUAACACCCGCAUGAGCAUCAACACGUUUGUCAUGGCUAUGAUAUCGCGGCCCGGGGCGCAGAAACGUGCACAGGCAGAAGUAGACCGGGUCUGCACGGACGGCAAGACGCUCAGACUUCCCCAGAUGACAGAUCUACCCGAGAUGCCAUAUAUAGCAGCAAUGAUCAAGGAAGUUCUACGCUGGCGACCGACUGUUCCGGUUAUCCCACCCCACCAACUUACGGAGGAUCUCGACUUUGACGGAUAUCGCAUUCCUGCCGGCACCAGCUUCUUGAUCAACUCAAUCGCGCUAUCCAAUGAGUUUGAGGACCCGAACGAGUUCCAACCGGAAAGAUGGAUUGACGGCUCAGAAUCGAACGCUACAGCUAACUUCUGGGGAUUUGGCGGAGGUCGCCGAAUAUGCGUAGGCUGGAAAGUAGCUCAGCAAGCUCUGUUUCUUGCAUUUGCCCGUUUGAUAUACUGUUUUGACUUGGCUCCAAAUAGUCCCGUCGACGAUAGGAAACUUAACCACCAAACCGUCGACGAGCCGUUCCCUGUUAAAGCUACGAUCCGCAGUGCCGAACAUGCUUUGCUCAUUGAGAAGGAAGCAUCUAAAUACGAGACGCAAUUUUCUACAUUUUAG
This is a messenger RNA of Daldinia childiae, 1557 nucleotides long. RefSeq names its product O-methylsterigmatocystin oxidoreductase. The record is from RefSeq and is a predicted model, not a curated record. Lineage: Eukaryota; Fungi; Ascomycota; Sordariomycetes; Xylariales; Hypoxylaceae. Gene Ontology annotation, molecular function: monooxygenase activity; iron ion binding; heme binding. The transcript is spliced from 3 exons. Bases 1 to 1557 code for a protein of 518 amino acids.